Molecule: messenger RNA, 978 nt
Organism: Phialemonium atrogriseum
Lineage: Eukaryota; Fungi; Ascomycota; Sordariomycetes; Cephalothecales; Cephalothecaceae
Product: PCI domain-protein
Exons: 2
Coding region: 1-978 (325 amino acids)
Cellular component (GO): COP9 signalosome
Source: RefSeq, a predicted model, not a curated record
AUGGAACAAGUAAAAGCUCUGAAUGCUCUAGAGCCCUUUGUAGCGCUCACCAAGUCUGCUACGUCCCCACGGGCAGCUGCUGACCUGGUUACCCGAGCGACCUCCGCCCCGAAUACAUUCCUGUUUACAGAGCUUCUGCAGACCACACAGAUCCAGGCCUUGGGGUCAUCAGAAGACUUCGCCCCCUACCUCACCCUCCUCCAGAUCUUCAGCUAUGGCACGUACGCUUCAUACACCGGGACUCCUAACCUGCCACCCCUCAACGACGCCCAGGCCCUCAAGCUCCGCCAGCUCUCCCUCAUGACCCUCGCCAAGGACGGCUCCCUCAGCUACGCCGCCCUCAUGGAAGCCCUCGGCCUACAGACCAGCCGCGCGCUCGAGGACCUCGUCGUCUCCUCCAUCUACGCCAACCUCGUCAAGGCGACCCUGGACCCCAAGAGCCAGCUCGUCCAGGUCGACAGCGUCGCCGCACUACGCGACGUGGCCCCGGGCUCCAUCCCGGGCCUGCUCUCGAGCCUCUCCGCAUGGGCCGCGCGCUGCGACUCCACGCUCGCCGACCUCGAGCGGCAGAUCGACGAGGUCCGCGACGCCGCCGCCCGCCGCGCGGCCGCGCGCCGGGACUGGGAUGAGAAGAAGGCCCGCAUGAUCGACGAAGAGCACAACCGCUCCUCGCGCCCGGCGGGCUCCGGCGCCGGCGCCGACAACCCCGACCGCGGGCCCCAGCUGGCGUCGCUGGCGCUGGGCGGCGGCGGCGGCAGCGGCGGCAGCAGCAACAGCGGCAGCCAGAACCAGGGCUCCGGCACCGGCAUCGCCGCCCUGCUCAGGAACCAGCACCGCUUCGGGAAGCGGGGGAGCGGCCAGAUGGACACGGCCGCGUCAUCGGGCGGGCACGACGACGAGGCCAUGGAUCUGGACGAGGAGGAAGAGCCGCAGGAUGGGAAGAAGCGGUCGAGUCGGAGGAAGCUGCAGCAGGGAUGA